Pteronotus mesoamericanus is the source of this 930-nucleotide messenger RNA. It is a transcript of the gene PLAAT5, whose product is annotated as phospholipase A and acyltransferase 5. Lineage: Eukaryota; Metazoa; Chordata; Mammalia; Chiroptera; Mormoopidae. The record is from RefSeq and is a predicted model, not a curated record. Gene Ontology annotation, cellular component: cytoplasm. Gene Ontology annotation, molecular function: A2-type glycerophospholipase activity; glycerophospholipid phospholipase A1 activity. Gene Ontology annotation, biological process: N-acylphosphatidylethanolamine metabolic process. The coding region runs from base 1 to 762 and encodes 253 amino acids. The transcript is spliced from 7 exons.
AUGGGUUUGAGCCCCGCCUCCGGGAAGAAGGGCCGGUUCCUUUCUUCUAGGUUCCAUGGGCCCUGCCCCAAAGCGACCUCGGGAACGGCAGAUUCCUUGGGAUCUCAGGCGUUGGUCCAGGUCUCAUCCAAGCAGCCAAAGCAGGGUUCAUUGGAAGUGGGCAGAAGCCUCCAGAAGGGGGAGAAGCCAGCAGUUACCUUGGAGUCCACACCUGACCAGAAGGGAGCCGAGUCGAGUUCGUCCCUGAAGUCUGAGACAGUAGGCAAGUUAGCAAAGCCGGCAGCCGAGGGCAAACCAAGACCCCAACCUGGAGACCUGAUUGAGAUUUUUCGAAUUGGCUAUGAGCACUGGGCCAUCUACGUGGAGGACGAUCGUGUGGUGCACCUGGCUCCCCCAAGCGAGGAAUUGGAGGCUGGCAGCAUCACCUCCAUCUUUAGCAACCGGGCCAUGGUAAAAUACAGCCGCCUGCAGGACGUGCUGCAAGGCUGCUCCUGGAAGGUCAACAACAAGCUGGACGGGACCUACCUGCCCCUGCCUGUGGACAGGAUCAUCCAGCGCACAAAACAGAUGGUCAACAAGAUAGUGCAGUACAGUUUGAUCGAAGGGAACUGUGAGCACUUUGUCAACGACCUCCGCUACGGCGUGCCCAGGAGCCAGCAGGUGGAGCACGCCCUGAUGCACGGUGCAAAGGCUGCGGAAGCCGUGAUCUCAGCUGUCAUGGACAGCAUGAGGCCCAAACCAGUGACCGCCGGGAGGGGCUGAAAACACCCCGCGAAAGAGGAGCUCCGACAUCAGCAAGGAGACCUCCUGUUCCUCCUUUGCUCCCUUGUCUCCCUUGCUCACUGGCCCCAUGAAAGGGUCUCACUUGUUUCUUAGGCUGAACCUAGUCUGUGAUGCUUGAGGAGCAUCUGACAUAUCUUGGAAACCUCU